Orussus abietinus is the source of this 1719-nucleotide messenger RNA. It is a transcript of the gene Sirt6, whose product is annotated as NAD-dependent protein deacetylase Sirt6. The record is from RefSeq and is a predicted model, not a curated record. The transcript is spliced from 7 exons. Lineage: Eukaryota; Metazoa; Arthropoda; Insecta; Hymenoptera; Orussidae. Gene Ontology annotation, molecular function: NAD+ binding. Bases 260 to 1384 code for a protein of 374 amino acids.
UGUCGGAUGUAAAUUCGCGUUGCACGUAGAGAGCGCGGGUCAGAAAGAUGUGUUUUCGUGGCCGGUCCGCGUGUUUUGAAUCGUUCGACGUCACCUGUGGCGCCUAAAUGAAUCGGCGCGAGCUGCCAUUGUGGUCAAUGCCUCCGAGCCCGCCAGCCAGCCUCGCCUGAGAGGUAAAUGACACCGAGGACCCGCGGGCGCAGAUUUUGAAUAAUCGCCUUGACGUCGACCCUGCCAGCUCCGGGAGACCCGUCGGAAGAUGUCGUGCAAUUACGCGGACGGCCUGUCGCCCUACGAGAACAAAGGCAAGCUGGGCCUCGAGGAGAAGUACGACACGGAUGACACCCUACGACUCAAGUGCGACCUGCUCACCGAGUGGAUACAGGCGGCCAGGCACGUCGUCGUGCACACGGGCGCCGGUAUCAGCACCGCGGCCGGCAUCCCCGAUUUCCGGGGUCCGAAUGGUGUUUGGACUUUGGAGCAAAAGGGCCUAAAACCAGAAAUGAAUGUGGCUUUCGACGAAGCAAUUCCUACAAAAACGCACAUGGCACUAAAAAAACUUGUUGAAAGUAACAAAGUAAAGUUUAUAAUAAGCCAGAACAUUGAUGGCUUGCAUCUUCGUUCUGGAAUUCCGAGGCAGUAUCUUGCAGAGUUACAUGGUAAUAUGUUUGUUGAGCAAUGCGACAAAUGUGGAAGGCAAUUUAUUCGUAACUUUGCUACCAAAAGUGUUGGUAAAAAGUACCUAGAUACGGUGUGCAGAUCGGAACAGAUCGGUGGACGUCCGUGUCGUGGCCGCAUGCACGACACGAUCCUUGACUGGGAACAUAACUUGCCAGAUAACGAUCUCGCAUUAUCUGAUCUUCAUUCCAGUGUUGCAGACUUAAGCAUAUGCAUAGGAACGACUCUCCAAAUAAUUCCAAGUGGUAAUCUACCUCUACAUACAAAAAAAUAUGGUGGCCGUCUUGUGAUUUGUAAUCUUCAACCAACAAAACAUGACAAAAAAGCAGACUUAAUAAUAAAUGGAAACAUUGAUACCGUUAUUAUGAGGAUAAUGAAAAAGUUAGGGUUAGAAAUCCCAGAAUAUAAAGGUGAGUUAGAUCCUACACGAAAUGCAGACAUGACAUCCAAUGAAAUGGAUUGGACAAUACAGAGCAGCAGGAUAAAAGAGAUGAAAAUAUUAUACAAGAAAGUCUGCAAGCCAGCAAAACGAAAACGGAAAACGUUUAUGUACGAAAGGGAGAAACCGGAAAUCCCCAAAAAAGUCAAAGUGCAGAAGCAAACACUGUCCGUUAAGCCAGAGAUAAAGGAAGAGGUUGUCAAUCAAGUCGAAGACAAGGAGGAAGAUGUUAGUGCUAAUGCCGAGAGCUCGGACGCCAAAACCUAAAGAUUCUGUUAAAAACAUGCACCAAGGCUAUUGCUUUAUAAAAUUUUAACAGUGUAUUGCAAAAAGGACACUUCGAAGAUGCGUCUAAAUAAUGUAGAGCAAUUUUUAACUUCUUUAAAGGGUAAUGUGUUAGAAAUAAAAUGUGAAGUAGUAAUGACUCUUUUAUAAUAAGACUAGCAAUAAUGUAAUAUGUGUUGCUUUGUAUUGCUUAGUGCUUUCAUUUGUUAUGAGGAAACAGAUACGUGACAGUGCAUUCUAAUUUGUAAGGUACCAAUAUAUCUACACUAACACCGAUAUAUUGAUUUAAAAUUAAAGUGGUACUCGUUUCUUAAUAA